Molecule: messenger RNA, 512 nt
Organism: Episyrphus balteatus (marmalade hoverfly)
Lineage: Eukaryota; Metazoa; Arthropoda; Insecta; Diptera; Syrphidae
Gene: BBIP1
Product: BBSome-interacting protein 1
Exons: 1
Coding region: 288-512 (74 amino acids)
Biological process (GO): cilium assembly; receptor localization to non-motile cilium
Cellular component (GO): BBSome
Source: RefSeq, a predicted model, not a curated record
AAAAGUUAAAUUUAUAAAAUUAACUUGAUUAAACAAAUAAACAUUCCAAAAUCAAGACUAUUUGCUUAUCCUCAUGAACAAACGAUAGCAACAUUUCUCAUUUUACCGAUUUGUUGUUGUUGUUCAAAUGGAUUUACUACGUGUUCAAAAAUCCUUCUUCAAUAUGUUUUGUUUUGUUUUAUCAAUUAACCCAUAAAUAAUUAAUAAAUAACAAUAAUUAAAUUUCUUUAAGAAGAAGAACAAAAAAACAAAGUAACCCCUUUUUUUCGUAUCAGAGAAAAAACGUUAUGUCUUCAGAGGAAAAUCAAUUAUCCGAAAAAAUCGAUUUAAUUGAACCCACAACUGGCAAAUUAUUCUUCGAAACCAAAUCGGAUUUGGUCUUUUGUAAGCCGCAUUUGAUGCCUCUCAAAUCCUUAACUCUCGAACGUUUAGAAAAUAUGCAAAAGAAAGCUCAGCAACAGUUACAGGAAAAUCGUCUUAAAACUGCUGUUGUUGGAGAAACUGAUAAAUAA